AACAUAGCCUACCAACAGAUAAAAUGGCGUCCGAAAACAACCCUGAAUUCCAAGAUGAGAAAACAGCUUUUAUAGAGAAGGACCCAGAACAAGAUGUGCAUCAGGAAUGCGAUACAGUCGCAAAACAAAGCGAAUCUAAAUUAACGCUUUACCACUGGACGCAGUCUUUCAAUUCUCAGAAGGUGCGUCUGGCCAUAGCAGAGAAAGGUUUGCACUGUGAGGAGUAUGAUGUGAGCCUACCGCUCAGUGAGCACAACGAGCCCUGGUUCAUGCAUCUGAACCCCACUGGGGAGGUGCCAGUACUAAUCCACAAUGAAAACAUUGUCUGUGACCCAACACAGAUCAUGGACUACCUGGAGCAGAGUUUUAAUGAGGGCACUCCCAAGCUGAUCCCUGAAGAGGGAAGUACAUACUAUCACAGAGUUCAGCACUACAGAGAGCUGCUGGACUCACUACAGAUGGAUGCCUACACCCAUGGCUGCAUCCUCCACCCGGAGAUCACUGUGGACUCCCACAUACCAGCGUAUGCCGCCACAUGUAUACGAACACAGAUCGGAAACACACAGUCUGAGCUAAAGAAACUGGCAGAGCAGAACCCAGAGCUUAAAGAUGCUUAUAUAGCAAAACAGAGGCGCUUGAAAUCCAAGUUGUAUGACCAUGACAACAUGAAGUACCUGAAGAAGCUUCUGGACGAACUGGAAAGUGUGAUGGACCAGGUCGAGACAGAGCUACAGAGGAGGGUGGAAGAAACACCAGAAGAAGGCAGUCAGUCCUGGCUGUGUGGGGAUUUCUUCAGCAUGGCUGACGUCUCUCUGGCAGUCACCUUACACCGCCUCAAGUUCCUUGGCCUCUCCCGCCGCUUCUGGGGCAACGGUAACCGUGUGAACCUGGAGACAUACUACGAGCGUGUGGUGGAGCGCCCGGCCUUUAGGAGAGUGCUGGGCCAUGUCAACAACAUCCUGAUCUCCGCUGUCCUUCCUGUGGCGUUUCGCGUGGCCAAGAAGAAUGCACCGGUUAUUCUUGGCACCACUCUGUUGAUAGGCAUUCUAGGAGGAGCUACAUACUUUGCUUUUCUUUACCUGAAGAAGAGGCUGACUGUUGUCAUCUAGGGGAGCCAACAAAUGUUUGAGUUGCUUAUGGACUGGGAGGUAGAUAAACGCAGAAAAAUAUGACAUGUGUCGCCUACAUCAUAAUUUAAAAUUACACAGAGGGAUUUGAUCAUUUGGCAGACAUUAAUACUAUGUUAUUGAAACAAACCUUAAUUGUCUUGUUUUCUGUACUGCUGGUUGCACAAAAUGCACUUUUAGUUACCCUCAAUACGUGACUGCUGCAUUACAAGCCAAAGGAUCCUACUUGUAGUUUUACAUGUUUUUGCCAUUUCUUAUCAAUCACUUGUGUGGCUUUGUAGCUCUGCAUAUUAAGAGUCAGCUUCCAAACAGCAUUGUAUUCACAAGCUAUGCUAUGGAAGCAGGUAUGAAUGGCAGGUAUUAGAGGUCAAAAGAUGAAAAGAAUGAAAGUUGCUUGACUAUCUUUUAGCUGGGCAGCUUAUUUUUACGGUCCAUAUAAUAAAAAAGAUAAGAUAGAACCCGAUUUAUCCCGAGGGAAAUUGUUGUGCAGCAGUUGAAGAAAAAAAAAGUAUACAAGAGAGCAAAUAUAUUAUAUGAAAAAUAUAUAAGUAACAAAAUAUAUAAAACAUAUAUUUAAAAACAUAGCACAUGAAUGUACCAUUCCUCUUAAAAAAAAUUUAAAAUACAUGUCCAAAAACUUUUUGACACAAAUAUACUGUACAAGUGGAUUAUCAUACUGUACUGUAAUGUGUCAGUACUAGCAUAAGGCAUACCUGGUUUAUAGUAAAUGCAUGGUCAGACAUCUUCAUGUGAACCUAAAUCACUAUUAAGAGCCUAAUAUGUGCUUUGUCGUUUAUUAUUUUAUUGUCGUCCAUAUUUGCAUGUUAGAAAUUUUAAAUACUGCACUAGAAGUCCACUGCUGCUUUCUGUGACCAAGUCUGCCAACAUUUAACAAACUGAUCAGCCCAUCGAAACGUGCGUCUACAUUUAACAAAGGAUCUGUAGGAACUUCUUGUUAUCACACAUGCACUCAUGUUUUACCGUAUGACUGCUGGAUAAUUGUUUGAAAUAUUCUUUAUGUAACAAUAGUGGAAUGGAUGCUUUUCAAAUCUCAUUUAUAUCUUCUUUAGACAGUUAUAUUCAACAUCUGUGUGAAAUUAAACUGCUUCCAAACAAUC
Molecule: messenger RNA, 2245 nt
Organism: Perca flavescens (yellow perch)
Lineage: Eukaryota; Metazoa; Chordata; Actinopteri; Perciformes; Percidae
Gene: gdap1
Product: ganglioside induced differentiation associated protein 1
Exons: 6
Coding region: 24-1109 (361 amino acids)
Biological process (GO): mitochondrial fusion; mitochondrial fission
Cellular component (GO): mitochondrial outer membrane
Source: RefSeq, a predicted model, not a curated record